Messenger RNA from Thecamonas trahens ATCC 50062, 2721 nucleotides. Its product is annotated as atypical/Alpha/MHCK protein kinase. Gene Ontology annotation, molecular function: protein binding. The record is from RefSeq and is a predicted model, not a curated record. The coding region runs from base 1 to 2721 and encodes 906 amino acids. Lineage: Eukaryota; Apusomonadida; Apusomonadidae. The transcript has 2 exons.
AUGGCCGCCACUGCUGGGCACCGGGUGAAUAGCGGUGGCCCAUCCUCAUCCCCACCACCGGACUCGCUCCCUCAUGGCCUGCUCCGGUUCAACGUGGGCACCUCACUCAACGACUCGUUUGAUGCCUGCUCUGAUGCGGAAGAGUCAGACUCGGAUGGCCACUCGCUGGUCUCCUUCCUCCCACCAGCGAUCAACGUCUCUUCUCCCUCGGCAACAAGUAUCGGCGAACUUCGUGGCUCAGGCUCUCGUUUGGCGAAGACGAGGACGUCGGCUACCGCGCCACUGGCCGGCCGCAUCGACUCGAUUAACUCGAUCUCGAGUGGAGGCGGAAGCCCGAGUGGUGUAGCUGGCUCGCAGAAGAUCCCAGCUCGCUCGUUUUCACCAAGGUCACCCCACAUUCCGCCCGGUGUAGCUGCUGAAGCCGAUCCGGUCGACUCGUCCAACGCUUCCCGAACCUCUGCAAACGCGUCGGGCUCAUCGUUGAAGGACGUGCUGACGGUGGCCAAGUCGGCGGUGCCGGUCACAGACCUGCCGCGCCUGCGGACAUACGAGCUUCAGCGGCUGCCGUUUGGUCAGCUGCCGUCGGGCCUCCUCCUCCGCAAGGCGUCUGUCCAGGCCCACACCAAGCGGGUCUCUUCCAUCCGCGCCAACCCGUUCUUCUCUGGCCGCUACGCCACCGCCGGCUACGACGGCAUGAUCAAGUGUUUCUCGCUCACUUCAGAGCUUGGUCAGUACCCGCAGGCUGAGUACGAGAUGGCAGCCCAUAGCGGCGCCAUCCGCGGCAUUGCCUGGCAUCCCGACGGUCUUGUCCUCGCCUCGGUCGGCAUGGACAACACCGUCCAGCUGUGGAACAAAGCGAGUCGCACUGCGUCGCUUCCGCUGCGUGGGCCUGGCUACGCCUGUGACAUCUCGCUCUCUGGUGAACAUCUCAUCGUCUCGUCGCUCCGCUAUGUCUACGUCUACGACAUUGAGACGACCAAGCUGCUCCAGUCCAUCGAGGCCCACGACCUCAACGUGUACUCAUGCUGCUACCACCCCGCGUCGCUGGCGCUGUUAAUGACGGCUUCAGACGACCAAACCAUCAAGCUUUGGGAUGUCGAGAACGGGCUCUGCGUCCAGACCUUUUCUGACCACCGCGGCUAUGCCAACACCUGUGCUUUCUCCGCCAAUGGCCACCUACUCCUCUCCGGCGGCAACGACGGCGCAGCCAACGUCUACGUUCUCGGCCAGGACGCUCCGCUCUUCUCACUCACGGAUGCCCGCGGCCCGAUCUUUGCCACGCAAGCCACAGACUCGACUAUCUAUACCGCCGGCUCGGACACCGUUAUCCGCGCGUACUCGGCCGAGACCGGCGACCGCAUCCGCUCGCUCCACGGUCACAUUGGGACGAUUCACGACCUAGCCGUUAUCGAAACAAUCCCAACUCUUGCUACCGACGACACCGUAGGCUCUGCGGUUCUCCAGUCGUCGUCGCUUCUCCUCUCUGGUGGUGUCGACUUGCUUGUCUGCCAGUGGAACUUGUCGAACAUCGCCGCCUCGCUCGACGCCGGGCCCGACGGUGAAAAUGGGGUUAACGCUCUCGACGAUUCUGCGGAUAUGCUUCGAAAACACGCCCGCGAGGCUCUCGGCUCCAUAUCGCUUUCACGCCCAGCCACGGCCCGUGAUAUCGAGGACGCUCCCGAGUCAAACCUCCGCCUCGAUGACCUCGACUCGGACUGGGGAGAGGACCUUGACGACUCGGAACUCGAGUCGUCAGACGACAUACCGCCGAGACACUUGGGCCAGAGUAACGAUCUUAACUGGUCUAAUGGCUCCAACAACAUCCCGUCCAUUCUCCGCGCCGACGACGUGUGGUCGUCAAGCACCGAGCCACAAUCGCUCGACUCGUCCACGGCCAACCUUGGCCUUGCCGUCGCAAUCCCAAACGUCAUCAUCACAUCAUCGACGAUCGAGACCCUGCACAACCGCCACGGCCGGGACGUGUCCGAGCUCUCCGGCUCAGAGUCGGUGUACAGCCAGAGCUACGCCAGCGUCGCGCCCAGCACCAAAGUGCCGGUCAUCAAUUUCGUCGAGCCGUCCGACGAGGGCGACGACUCAUGGUCCGACCCGUCAGAGCCAGAUAACGGCCUCCCGCUCGAGCUUCACUCGCCACUUUCGGGCCUUGGCAUUCGCCUUGGUAUCCUCUCGGUCCAGUCCGGCGAGACUCGGCUGAUCGGCGCCGACGGUGGACCGCUGGCGUUGGCCGGCCUUCUUGUCGACCCGUACUUGGAGAUUUCGGUUGCCGACCAGGUAGUGUGGACCGACUCGCCAUCCACAACUCAGGACGGCCACUGGGCGACGUUUUUCGAGUUUGAUGAUCUGCACCCCCGAGGCGAGUCCAUGUCGCACACAGACUUUGACCUUCGUCUUGCCCUCAUGGAGCGCCGUGCCGACGGUACAGACGCCGUUGUCGACGCCGGCUCGAUCUCGCUCUGGGCUCUCGAUCCGGCAAGCAUCAGCGACAGCUCUCUCGCCGACGCUUCCCUCCUUGGUGACCCGCAAGCGACGCCUAUCCGCCUCAAACUUGCUUUGGACGCCGCAGACGUGGUCUUUACCAUUGGUAUUGUCUUUAUCACUGCAACAGGUCGCUCGCACUCUUGGUCCUCAGACUCGCCGCUUGACUACUCCCAGACUCAGCUUGAUGACCGCUCGGACUCGAACGCAUCCAUCGACAUCGGGUAA